AUGUCCGACACCGUCUUGCCAGGCGCAGACGCGUCGCGUCCGCGCUCUCGCUCUGGCAUCCUGACGCCCACAUCUGAUGGCAGCACCGCCCGAGAUGGGAAGCCCAUGGCUUCUCCCGAUAGCAGGAAGCGGAAAAGAUCAGAUUCCAUGACUAUGGACCACCUGCUCAAGUCUGCAAUUAGCCUCAAGGUACAUCCGCCGAAUCUACAGAUUCAACCUCGAACACUCCUACCCUUGAUGCUGCUUCCUCGGAAACACCUGUCCCUGGCCUCUCUGGACCUCUCAUGUCCACAGGAGGGCCUUCACGCAAGCCGUUUCUACGCCUCUCAUGUCAAAAUCCUCGAUCUCGAAAGCCGGAUGGGCUCAAGCCCUAGCGUACUGAUUGUGCGUAACGAAUCGCGCGGGCGGCUUUAUGCUCUGGAGAGGACUACCGAAGGACUUUACACGGCAUGCAAGCUGGGCUCAUGGGUUGAUAUACAGGCUUUAUUGGCCCACGCCACGGUAGUCUGCAGGGAACGAUGCCAGCCUCCAACACAGCAAGCCCAGUGCUCCGAUGGCCCGGGCGACAUGGCCAUCCCCGCCAAGUCGAAGGCAGACAUCAAGGUCGACUUGGGGAAGAGGGCUGCCAUUGAGUCUCUUACGCGGAAGAAUGCCCGGUCACACUCCAUCUCGACAAUUGAUACCAAAGAGCGAUCCGAUACCGCUGGCUUGCCUGGCUCUGACGAAGUGCAAUCAUCAGAGGGCGAAUCACCACGGCCGCAAAUCUCAUCGGUCCCUGCUGCACCUUUGUUGCCGAAGCCAUCGUUGGUGGAGCAGCAGCCGAAGCAGCAGCCUCAGAAGCAGCAAAAGGAGAACCAGCAGACAGCAGAAAGUCUGUGUGAUAACAUCCGAACUCAUUACUUGGAGGCAUUGUACCUCUCCAAGGGCUCGCUUGCGUAUUUUGCAAAAGGACCAUUGUCUCGUGCUCGUGCCGCUUUCCAUUUGAAUCUCGAGUCGACCUUGGAUAUAAACGAUCUAAUCGAGUUUUUGAAGAGUCUUAUCUUAACUACCGUGCAGGUAGACAAGAAGUUCCGCGAAACCAUUCCCGCGAUGCUUGCAAAGACCAAGACAUUUGUGGAUAGCUCAGAUGAGGGACGCAAAAAGCGGCGGAAGUCGAAGAAAAUGAAGGUUGGCAAGGAUGGCCUCUAUCCGAUGGAGGUCGAGAUCUUACAUCGUUGGUGGACAGAGAACCAGCCAGCGCUGGCUGAGGACUCGGAGGCAGGAGUCUCGCUCGCCCAAAUCAAGGAUCGCGUCGACCUGCUCCGGACGAGGGAAACUCAGCUGCAAAUGAUUGUCAUCAUGGAGACUAUGGCCUUGGAGCAGGCAGCCCAGACUCACUCGGCCUCCCUGCCUGAGCUGACGGAAUCUCAACAUACAGCGACCCCUCCAUCGACCAAGAAGCGCAGCAAGCAUAACCUUCCCAUGCUCGUCGAUGUUCACGCCGAUCGAUUGACUAUCUGGCAAUCCAUGGCAUCGGACGCCCAUAUCCUCCUGCAGGACACGCAGGCCACAGAGGAAGCUUUAGCGACUACCCAGCAGAAGGCGUCAUCAGAGCCGCUACGAGACUUUUGUGUCGAUGUCAUCGUGCCUUUCUACGCUUCACGUUUGCCACAGCUGUGUCACUCUCUAAGUCAAAAGUUUGGCGGGCCUGUUAUUAUCCCCCCUACUAAGAGGGCGAAGCCCUCCCGGUCAUCUAGCAAACAGGACCUGAGGCCCGGGGCAUCCCUGAAACGCCCGGCACCCGCCAAAGAGCCAAGGUCAUUGAAACGUGCUCUGUCGAUGGAUCAGCAGCAUCGCCGCAGCCUUUCGGGGGGGCAGAAUGCGCUCGCAGAACUAAUGCGCACAACUACAACUACAACUGCCUUGCCUAGUAUCAAGCGCGAGGCCAGCGACUCCAAUGUUUUGAAGAGCAUGGUCAAUGAGGCCCGAACUACCUCGCAAGGCCUGAGGCCUCUUUCUCGGAGCUCAAGCAGCAUGACGCUGGAUGACCCAAGAGCGAACAAGAAGGCAAAGAUUGAUGCCGAACUGCGGGAGGCUAUUACAGCUUUGCGCAAACCCAACCGAGAAGUCGUUGGAAAGGCGUUGGCAGAAGCCGACGGGCGCAAAAAUUCGACUGCCCAUUCUCACAAGAAACCCCGAAAGGGACCGAAAUAUGCACCGGCAACAGGUGUGCAAGUGAAGGCCACACCGAUGAACCAGAGAUUCAAAGAGAUGACGGGUGCGGGAGACAACAGUCCCUUUGACAUUCCGUUGCCUUCGACGGAAGACGUCGUCCCGCCAUCAAGCGCAGGACCUGUUGUGCCUUCCACCUCACAGCGCGACGGCUAUGGGAUUGUGCCACCCACACCGUCGAGGGGCGUUUCUGGUCGGGACCCAGUGAGAAAACUUAACUUGAGCUCUUCGUUCUUGCGAAGACCAGCGACGGAGCUACCGUCCAUUCCGCCGUCCUCGCCUGUCAUGACGAGACGCGCGGACGCGAUACCAGAGUCACCAAUGGCGCCUCCUAGUAUCUCGAAACCACCCACGCAGCCCAGCUCAUUCAUGUCACGGCUACGCGGUGUGCCAGAGACACCGAUAAAAAAGCAACCAGCGAAACCAUUGGCGUUUGAUGACUUGGAGAAGAAGCAACCAACCCAGACGAAGCCUGUGUCUAUAUACCAGAAACUUGGCUGGGACGACGAUGAUGACUUGGACGACUUGUUUUGA
Emericellopsis atlantica is the source of this 2745-nucleotide messenger RNA. Its product is annotated as DNA replication regulator SLD3-domain-containing protein. The record is from RefSeq and is a predicted model, not a curated record. Gene Ontology annotation, cellular component: DNA replication preinitiation complex. Bases 1 to 2745 code for a protein of 914 amino acids. NCBI's taxonomy places the organism in Eukaryota, Fungi, Ascomycota, Sordariomycetes, Hypocreales, Bionectriaceae. The transcript is spliced from 5 exons. Gene Ontology annotation, biological process: DNA replication initiation.